AAAGCCUUGUCACGAAAGCUGCUCGGCACUUGAACAAGGUGCUGCAUAUGCGUAUCUUUAAUUAACACGCGCGUUAUAUUUACACCGUGGUAUUUUCUAUCUCUUAAUUUGAGGAUCAUUUACAAGGAAAAUGGGAGACAAAGGAUUUUCAGCGCAUUUUUCAAUCGUCUGUUUUUUUUCCAUCUUUGUAACAAUGCAUCUCGUGCUUGGAGAUCUGAGCUAUUCUUUUCUGGAGGAGAUGGAACGAGGAUCUGUUAUUGGAAAUGUCGCCAAGGAUCUUGGAGUUGAUCUUAGGACAUUAUCUUCUCGAAGGGCUCGUGUGGAUAUUGAAGGGACUCGUAAGCGCUACUGUGACAUUAAUAUAAACACCGGUGAUUUAUUCAUAUCGGAGAGAAUAGACAGGGAAGGCCUUUGUGGUAAGAAAGCAUCGUGUGUCGUGAAAAUAGACCUGGUGUUUGAAAAUCCUUUGGAGCUUCAUCGAGUCAGUCUUCAUGUGCAAGAUGUAAACGAUAACUCGCCAAAAUUCAGAGAAAAUCUAAUGAAAAUGGAAAUACGUGAGUCAUCUGAAAAAGGUAGUCGCUUCUCUAUCGGAGUUGCGCACGACGCAGAUAUAGGUCAAAAUGAUAUCCAAAGAUAUAUCCUGCAAACUAACGAACAUUUUAUUCUUGCCGUUGAGAAUAAAGUGGUUGCUUUGGUACUUGAAAAUAAACUUGAUCGGGAAAAACAAAAGGAAAUUAAUUUACUUCUAACAGCUUUAGAUGGCGGAUCUCCGCAGAAAUCGGGUAGCGUAGUCAUCCAUGUUACAGUGCUGGAUGCUAACGAUAACACCCCAGUGUUUACGCAGGCUGUGUAUAAAACAAGUGUGCCUGAAAACUCACCACCAGAAACAUUAGUGAUUACUGUCAGUGCUACUGAUGCAGAUGAAGGAGUGAAUGGAGAAGUAACAUAUCUAUUUGGGCAUAUAUCAGGGGAAGAUGCCAGUUUAUUUUCUAUUGAUGCAAAAACAGGAAAAAUUACGAUAGCUGGUGAGAUUGACUUUGAAGACACUACUUCUUUUGAAAUGAGCGUUGGAGCCAAAGAUGGAUUAGGUUUAAUUGCAUAUACCAAAGUGUUAAUUAAUAUUGAGGAUAAAAAUGACAAUGUGCCGCAGAUUUUCUUGAAAUCACUCUCCAACCCUAUACCUGAAAACGUAGCCACUGAUACAGAAGUGGGUAUAAUUAAUGUGCAGGACAGAGACUCUGAGAAAAACGGACAGGUCCGCUGCUCAAUCCAGGAAAAUAUCCCGUUUAAAUUGGUUUCGUCAAUUAAAAACUACUAUUCUUUGAUAACAACAGGACAACUGGACCGUGAACAAGUGUCGUAUUACAACAUUACAAUCACAGCCACUGAUGAGGGCUCACCUCCUCUGUCCUCCUCUAAAACGCUUCAGUUAUCUGUAGCUGAUAUUAACGAUAACCCACCUGUGUUUGAGGAACAGUCCUAUAGCGCAUAUGUGAGUGAAAAUAACAAACCUGGCUCCACUUUAUGCUCCGUUUCUGCUCGAGACAAAGACUGGAGACAAAACGGUACAGUGAUUUAUUCUCUGUUACCUGGUGAGGUAAACGGUGCUUCUCUGUCAUCGUAUCUCUCUAUUAAUGGCGACACGGGAGCGAUCAAUGCUUUAAGGUCGUUUGAUUAUGAACAGUUCAGAAGUUUUAAAGUGCACGUCAUGGCCAGAGACAAUGGUUCUCCUCCACUCAGCAGCAACGUGACUGUCAGUGUGUUCAUAUCGGAUGUGAAUGACAACUCUCCUCAGAUUCUCUACCCCACCCUGGAGGGCAGCUCCUUCAUGACUGAGCUGGUCCCUAAAGCUGCACAUGGAGGCUCUCUGGUCUCCAAAGUUAUAGCAGUGGACGCAGACUCUGGACAGAACGCCUGGCUGUCCUAUCAUAUAGUCAAAGCUACUGAUCCUGGACUUUUCAGCAUUGAUCUGCACAGUGGAGAGAUCAGGACACAGCGGGACAUUUUAGAAUCUGACAGCAUGAAACAGAACCUGAUUGUUGCAGUGAAAGAUAACGGACAGCCCUCUCUGUCUGCCACCUGUUCCAUGUAUUUACUUAUUUCUGAUAACUUGGCUGAGGUGCCAGAACUAAAGGACAUAUCCUAUGAUGAGAAGAACUCCAAAUUGACUUCAUAUCUGAUCAUUGCGCUGGUUUCUGUGUCCACCUUCUUUCUAACCUUCAUCAUCAUCAUACUUGGUGUGAGGUUUUGUCGCAGAAGAAAGCCCAGACUGUUGUUUGAUGGAGCAGUUGCCAUCCCCGGAGCUUAUCUUCCUCCAAAUUAUGCAGAUAUCGAUGGCACAGGGACUUUACGCAGCGCUUACAAUUAUGACACAUACCUGACAACAGGAUCCAGAACCAGUGACUUUAAAUUUGUAUCUUCUUACAAUGACAACACUCUGCCUGCUGACCAGACCCUGAAGAAAUGUUCAACAGAUUUUUCUGCUAUAUUUGGAGAUGCUGAUUCCUCUCCAGAGGUAGGAACAAUUCAGUAUUUUAAACGCCUUUUAACACAAAAAUGUUAG
Cyprinodon tularosa is the source of this 2563-nucleotide messenger RNA. RefSeq names its product protocadherin gamma-A12-like. The transcript has a single exon. Gene Ontology annotation, cellular component: plasma membrane. Gene Ontology annotation, biological process: homophilic cell-cell adhesion. NCBI's taxonomy places the organism in Eukaryota, Metazoa, Chordata, Actinopteri, Cyprinodontiformes, Cyprinodontidae. Gene Ontology annotation, molecular function: calcium ion binding. Bases 131 to 2563 code for a protein of 810 amino acids. The record is from RefSeq and is a predicted model, not a curated record.